Molecule: messenger RNA, 303 nt
Organism: Scutellospora calospora
Lineage: Eukaryota; Fungi; Glomeromycota; Glomeromycetes; Diversisporales; Gigasporaceae
Source: the annotation of a GenBank genome assembly
AUGAAUGCUUCUAAUCACAAUCGACCUGAUAUAAUCAUUCCUUCACAACCACUUUUUCCACCUCCAAUUACACAAGAUCAAUUAAUAAUAAUUUAUAAAACUCGAGUUAAUGGAAAACUACCAAGAUUACCGACAGCAUUUAUAAUUUACAAAACUGCUUAUCGUCAACGACUUAUUGCUGACAAUAAUCUUCCACCUACACAUAUAUUCUCAUAUAUGGCAAGUAUUUCUUAUGAAAGAGAGCCUACAUAUGUUAAGAAUGCUUAUGUGAAUUUAUCUUCACAAUUACGUUCUGAAAGAUAA